AGAAAGUACACCAAAGACAAGAAAUUGAGGCACUAAAACAAGACUGUCAAAACAACAACAUAACAUCAUGACACGCUAUAACUACUGACUACUAGGACAAGACACAAAUGUUAUGACGUUUGUAUGAUACAAUAUGUUGGCCAGGUACUAAAACAGAACACCAUUGUCACCGUACUCCUCUUCGGUGUCAGUUCAACUUUGACCUUACAAUAAAGGAGUGGGCGGUCACUCUGACUCAUAACCUGAAGACCGUCCUGGUUUAAGGGAGUCUCUGACGUACUGAGAACUGAUCAUUCAGAAAUUGAUCAUGUCUUACAUGUCAGAGCGAUGUAAGUCAAGCCUUGUCGUACUUCCGAGGACAGGCCAUGUUUCAGUGACCUCCAUGGGGUGAUGUCCUGUAUCGCUUUCUUGUGCACCUUUGUUGCUAUAGCAACACUUCCAAAUGGCCAGGCGCAGGAAAGUCGCUUCUUGGCUGAUUUUGGAAGUUUUCAGAUCGAGGAUUCACCGACUAAUGAAGUGAAAUCAAUGGUCACUACCGAAUGGAAAACAGCUCAAGGAAAUGUUCACAAGGUCAUUAAGCGUCAAGUAUAUUCUGCCCAAGAUUAUGGACUUCGCUUGCCAAGACCUAAGCCUACACCCUCCCCUGUCCAGGAGAAGUUCUUCAAAGAACAGAUCAGGUCUCUUCCGAUUUCCUCCAGGGACAGAUUAAAACAUCUCUACGACAGGAUUGGAUUCACGCAGGAGUUUCAGGACACCCUCAUGCGAGAGCUCGUUCGUUCUCAGAAUGCUGUUGCCAAGCCUGCAGAUGCUACAAGGCAAAGUGUUGACACUCCUAACCGUGCGGUCACAGAAAAUGCUGGUCCAAUUUUUAAUCACAGAGGAGGAGGACUUUCUUUGGUAUCAAAUAGUUUUCCAGGUAGCGGGCAGCAGUCAUCUCCUAGAAGCUAUGUAACAUCAGGAGUUCAUCCUGGUACAGGAAGCAGGACUCGCUACAAUGUGCAUUCGGGGACAACUUUUGAUACAUCACCAGAGUCCAACACUAGAACUAACAACAUCAAUGAUAACAUCGCUAGGAAUAGAAAUCGAGUUUCGAACCCAGCUCAGUUACACUCAGGCGCUGGUUAUAACACGUAUAAUUCCAACAUCUUGGGUUCAAGUGUACAGCCUGGACAAAGUCGACUGCAAGAAACAUCAAAGACUUGGACUUACCAACAAGAGCGUCGGGGACAACAGCUUCAGUCAACCGAAUCACACACUUUUCAAACUCAACGUCAACCAUUCACCACAAAUCAAUACCAUCCAAACCAACCGAUCAAUAACAAUCAAUACCAUCAACAUCAACUGAUCAACACAAAUCGAUAUCAUUCGAACCAUCAAAGUAAUAAAAACAACCAAAAUCAACACCGACAAACUGCACCACAAACGCAAGUGAAUUUCUCUAAUCGACAGAGUCCUCAAAAGUUUCCAUCAAAUCAAUUAAAUCAUAACAAUGACAAAAUGGCUACGAAUAACCCCAAUCCAAGCGAACAAGUUGCCUUUAGCCAGCAGCAGCAUUAUGCGAACAAUGAUCAAGUUCACUAUACUGACCACAACCAACGCCACAUUGUCCAGAACGUACAAAGUCAAUACCAACAAAUACCUUUAAAUCAUCAAGUCCAGCGCCAGCCACAUGGAAUUACACAGGGAAAUGAGCAUGCCUUAAACAAUAGGACGGGAACUGCUUCUAAUCGUGCUUUAAAUACUGAUUGGCCAGGGUUAACUUAUAAUAAUAAUGAAAUAAGAUCUUUCGACAGCCAGGCAAAGUCUACAGGGUAUAACCCAGAUCACAAUUUUAAGAUUGGCAACUCUGCACCGCCUCAAGGAUAUCCUUCUAUUAACGGAAAUGAUUUGACAAGAAAGUCAUAUUUACCCCACCCUACUAAUAUGAUAGAGAGCACACAAAAUGAACGCAUCUACCCACAGCAGAAUGGUAUACAAUCAGCCCGACAGAAUGCGGAUGGUUAUAUGCAGCCAGUAAUGCAGCCUUUUAACAACGCAGGUUCUUCAUCACAGCCUUCAAGUCACUUGAACUCUAGCAGCGCUGUGAUAAAAGUGAUCGUCUCAUCCGACAGCCCACAAGCAAACAAAACACCAUCACUUCCGGUUCAAGCAAUACCAACGUCUCAUCAAGCUACAGCGGCACCGCCAACACCGCAACUAACAGUGCCCACACAUCCAGCUACACGAACUAUCUCGUCCACAACCGUAACGACUACCACAACAUCGCAUCCUCCGCCGCCACAAGUGGUUGACUUUCUUAACACCAAGGUAAUUAUUCCGCCUCACAUUAACAACAACCCGGCUAUGAGGGCAGCCUUCUUAAAGGUUAUUGCUAAAGCUGUAAGCGCCAAUCAAGAAGCUAUGAAACAUUUACAAACUAGCAUGAAGCCCCUAGUGGUUUCAACAACUCCAGUGACUAUCAAACAAGAUAUUGUUACGACAACCUCCCGCACAACUGUUAAAGCCACAUCAACAACCACCUCGGCACCUAUUUACAACUUACACGUCGAGAUGGCCCCGGCACUAUAUCUCACCUGGUCACUGCCACAGAAUCAGAUUGACAUUCUAAAAGGAUCCUCGUUGACCACCAUUUUACAAAGCAUCAACACUUCCAGAAGCGAACAAUUACCUGGCAACGGGUUCAUAGAACAAUUUAAAACGUUUCUCAUAGACACUCUACUCGGUGACCCCCUCAGCUACAUCCCAUCAGACGACAGCCUGCAGAACCAAAAGUACUACGACAGAUUUGACCUUGGGCCUACAAUCCUAGUGAAAGACAUUUUAGGCGGGUUCGUCAAGUUUGACAGCUCGCCAAGAAAUAGUAGGAUCAAACGAAGUCUCCUGUCAAACUUCAAAAAAUAUAUAACUCAAGGAGAUCGUGAUUUAUCCAAACCAACUAACAAAUGUUCAGGCAACAGGACAUGCCAAUUCACGAGUAUUAAAAAUAUUAAAACAAUACCAAAAAAUCUUAUUUUCACAAGAACUAAGCCUGCGUUACAAAAAUUUAAUCAAACUCAAAAAAAUUCCACAAACAAAAAUGAGCCUAUCUUUAGACAGAAUUCGCAUCUAAACCUUUUAAAAGCCAACUUACAGUCCAACAGAAACUUCCAAAUAACAGAGAAUCAAAAACCAGACAAAGACAAGAAAGUUGCCAAUGCCGAGCCACAAGUAGUUCAUUUAAACGCUCAGACUAUAUGCGAUCACUUUAAAGAUGUCAGCCAGCGAAGUAAAUGUCUAAUUAACAUGAGAGCUCAUCAUAUACGCAGGUCACACCUACAGUGUCGGAAAGUUACGACGGGAGAGAAAAAAACCAAAUGCAAACGGAAUGUGGUUAGGAAUAUAUCUCAACAGUCGAGUGUGGUUAGGAAUAUAUCUCAACAGUCGAGUGUGGUUAGGAAUAUAUCUCAACAGUCGAGUGUGGUUAGGAAUAUAUCUCAACAGUCGAGUGUGGUCGUACAAAGUGAGAAGAUUACUUUGACCCCGAACAGACUGUGCGCAGACAAGUGUGACAAACACAAGCACGUCUUAGUGAGACGAGCAGCAGCUUCAGGAAAGUCGUUGCCUGUGCUGAGAUUUACAUGGCUCCUCCCUAAAGACUCAUUCCCAGCUGCUCCGCUUGAGACAAUGCGUUACAUCAUGGACAAAUAUAAAAAGAAAGAAGCUUUACUCGCCAAUAAAACUGCAAAUUUCCCAGAAGCAACACAUUCAGUCCUCAACGCUUCUACUUCUAGUAGCCAACAUGGCUCUUCGGUGAGUGAUCAUAUGGCGUAUCUUAACAAGCUUAUCGAAGCCGCGAACGCCUUGUCGAAACUGCAAGGAAGAAGCAUGGAUCUCUUGGCCAGCGCUGUGAAUGUCUCAAUGUUUCAAAGCUUACAGGAAGGAGUCGUGAUGAAAAGCCAUGCUCACGAAAACCACUCUAAUGAAAACCAUCAUAUGAACCUACCAUUAAUCAAUACUAUGUUAAAUCCAGUUCUAACAAAACUAGCAUCAGUCAGCCAAGUUGCUUUACCAACAAACCCUACUCAUAAGACAGCGACCUCAACAUCCACAAAUAACCAUUUCGUCUCCAGAAAUAUGUCUGACAACAUAGGUAUUCUGAAAACCACCAACGUGCCGCCAACUCCUCCUCAACUCCAGCCCACGCAGGGAGUGACUACGUCAUCUCAUGCUGAUAUUGAUAAUUUUAUGCUAGCCAUGUCGAGUAAAUUUCCAGACGUACCACUAAACGUUCUACGACCAUUGGUGUCUCAUCUGAUGCAGCAAUUUAACUCCAACAACAGUGCAGGCUCUUCACAUCUUCAGACAACGCCGGCCUCAUCUUUUCAGCCGCCCAGCGUUAAUGUAACAUCACCAACUGUUCAACUCCCGUCUUUUCCUACUGACAAAGCUAUCAGCCAUCAUCGCAAAGUCUCCAAUACAAUAGUGGAAGAGCAAGUCACUCAGCCGCCCAUUCCUGAAUCUAAUAUCCCACCUCCACUUCCGUCUCAGCUCCCGGCGCAAACAUCAGCACCAAAGACUUUAAGCCAACAAACUUACGCGCAAAGACUGUCACAAAUUACCACCCCGCCUUUUCGAGCCGCGACUCCUCCUUUCACCACUACGUCCGUGUUCACCAACAGGUAUUUGACGAUGAACAUGCACUUCAAAGGGCUGCCCCACCUUGACGUUACGACUUUGCCUUCAAUUAAUUCUUCAAUAACUCUGCCAUCUGUUUUCCCUACCUCUGCGUCCUCGGCCGAGGUUGCUGAGUUCAUGAUGUAUCUUAUGUCCACGCUGAGGUCCAGCGGCCAAAAUAAAUCUUUCUCAUUUGUAUCGCAUCAUGACAGCGCCAAUGAUGCUUUGACAAGUGGUAAAGAAAACCUAACAGACCCACAAAACACCAAUGUCGCAUCAUCUUUGACAAACCCUCUUCACGACAUUUCUUCUGUCAACAAAUUAAAUACAGAACUAAACUCAAAGAUACUAUCACAGACAGAUGCAGGGCAGUCUAAUGUUCCAAGUAUGUCCUUAGAAUCAAUGCUAUUUAAGACACAACAUUUAGACAAUGUAAAACCGAGAUCACCGCAGAUGGAUGUAGGACAAAAUAAAUCAACACAAGGACAUGCUAUGGAAAUCUCUUCUCAUUCACCUCCAGCCAACAUUAAAGAAAAUCCGCAGAUGGUAGACUAUGUUGGAGCUGCUUUAAAUCAAAUGUUAAUGUCGAAAAUGUUGAAUGCCCACAACCAUGUCUCUCUCCCAAAAGUUACAGAUCUUCUAUCUCAACCAGCUACGCAACAUACACAUUCUGAAUCCCAACCAGCUGUGCAGCAGGUAAAUCUUCCACCUCAGCUAUCUGGCCCGCGAAGCCCAUCGCAACUGUCCACAAAUCUAGGAACUAUUUCAUCUCAACCUAAUGGACAUCUUAUAGACACUACUCCACAAGGAAAGACAGAUACAUCUCAGCAAUCUGUCCUAACACACGUUGACUUGUCUCAUCAAAAUAUAUUAUCAGAAGCGGGGCCAUUGGCGACAUCCAUGUGUCUCCAAGGACAGCGAAUGUCGUGCCAACCCACACGGCCGUCUCCUAGACUGGUGUCUUUCUGUCAGCAACGCUGUGAUGCAUCAACGGGACUUUGUUCCUCUGCUUUGUGCCAGUGCAGCUGUUUAGACCCAAGCCUCCAGACAGCAGUUUCUUCCUCCAUUGACAAGUCGUCCGUGCCUGUAACUUCAAACAUUGGUCAUGCGGACAAAACAGAGGUAAACACGCUCCAGUCUGGCAGUUUUCAGAUCUCGAUGGUCAACCCAGAACUCCAAACAUCAGUGGAAACUACAACAGACUCGACAAUGUCAGAAGAACGCCUUCGGAAAUUUUUGACUCUGAUGGAGAAAGUCAGAGGCAAGAAGUCGUCAGAGCCUGCAAAAGAGGAAGAACCACCGGAUAGAUAGAAAAGUUUGCUGGGGACAUUUCUCUCGCUCAGAGAAUAAAGUUUGAUUCCUGGUGCAUACGUUAUGUCUGGUUACAGCAUUAUAUACACUAAAUUAUUAUUAUUAUUACAAUAAAACGACUUCAACAUUCUGAAUAAAUGUGAUAGAUGAGAAGAUCGUAUUAACUUGGUCUGUAAUUGUACCAAUAACAAUCAAACUUCCAGAGGUUACAGGUGGCUGGAAGAUUGCUGUUAUUGAUUCAAACUUGCCCAACGGCAGUUCAAAAUUUUUAAAGACACAUAAUAUAUAAGUCACAAUAAUAAAAAAUACUUCAAUUUAUUUUUAUUAAAACGCAUAAAUUACUGUAAAAUAAUGAGCAUUUAAUUACGAAAUGUUUA
Molecule: messenger RNA, 6341 nt
Organism: Biomphalaria glabrata
Lineage: Eukaryota; Metazoa; Mollusca; Gastropoda; Planorbidae
Exons: 5
Coding region: 391-5964 (1857 amino acids)
Source: RefSeq, a predicted model, not a curated record